UACAUUGCACAAGAGCUCGCUUCUGUGUUAUCAAUACUUUACUGAAAGCAUAUCAGCAGCUACAUGUUGCUUUUUACGCUGUAUUUAGCCGUUGAAGCUAAAGGAAGUGCCCCGUGUCAUGGGCCUUACUAAUGCUUAUUUGCACGGUUCUUGUGUAUUCUAAAGCGGCGUUAUCUCGGCAUGUUCCGUGCCUGUGUCAGAGCAGCGGCGUCCACCGGGGUUAAACCCCAGAAAUGUGGCUUAACGGAGGCUGGCGCUAGUGAGUCGUCACUACAGAAAAUCACCGUUCGGUGUAAUACCAUAGAAACAUUGUAGACUUGAAAUCUGUUGGCUCGUUAAUAUUUAAUACAAUUAGUUUAAACGUACAGUUUGAAAUACAAACAAAUAAAAUAAUUUAAGGUCCAAUGGUAGAGCGUACAACUUGGCUAAAGUAGCCGGACUGGAACAGGAAAACAUCUUGUGAUCCACAUGUAGAAACACCCGGCGGCUGUGUGUAAACCGUAUUAAAGAUGCUUGAUCGCAACUCCUUGUUUGCAUUACUUCUUGGUGGGUGGGACAACAUCCUUGAAAGAAGAUAAAAAAGACAGGUUUACUGACAGACUGGUAUCGUCAGAGAUAAAUGACACCUAACGGCACUUGGCUUCUCUUUACACUGCACUAAACAAAUUUGAGGGAGGUUGGUUUGCUCAUUAAAGGUUGGGAGUAAAGGUUACUGGAAUACGGUUUGCUGUCUUCCUGUUGGGUUUUAACACGUUUGAACACUCAGGUCUGCUUUGGACGACAGGGAUGCAGGUUGCAGAGUCCCAUCAGAGAUGACCUCUCAUCUGUAGCUGUCAGUGCUAGACAGCUGAUCCUCCUGCUGUGCUGUACAUGGCAGGCCCCAUCCACUUCCUGUGCAAGGGUAUCCGCACAGUGGGAUUAGUUUUUCUCUACUACAUCUUCUCCAUCGGCAUCACAUUCUAUAACAAAUGGCUGAUGAAGGGUUUCCAUUAUCCCCUCUUCAUGACCCUCGUCCACCUCAUCAUCAUCUUCUGCCUGUCUGCUCUGACGCGACAGAUCAUGCUGUGCUGGACAGGGAAACCCCGGGUUGUUCUAAACUGGACUGAUUACUUCCGUAAAGUGGCGCCAACCGCCAUCGCCAGUGCUCUGGAUAUUGGACUUUCAAACUGGAGUUUACUCUUCAUCACCAUUAGCUUGUAUACCAUGACCAAAUCCACGGCUGUGCUUUUUAUCCUCUGCUUCUCCCUGAUAUUCAAACUAGAAGAGCCGAACCCAUUCCUGAUCCCGGUGGUCCUGCUCAUCUCCAGUGGUCUCUUCAUGUUCACGUACAAAUCCACCCAGUUCAACGUGGAGGGGUUCGUUUUGGUGCUUCUGGCGUCUUUUAUAGGAGGAAUACGAUGGACACUCACGCAGAUCCUAACGCAGAAGGCUGAACUGGGCCUUCAGAACCCUAUAGACACCAUGUUCCACCUACAGCCUGUUAUGUUCUUCGGCCUCUUCCCACUUUUCCUGUUUAAUGAAGGGCUGGCCAUCAGCACGUCAGAGAAGUUGUUCCGAGUGACGGAGCUUUCGCCUCUGCUUUACUCUCUCUGUGCUCUGAGCAUCGGCGGCCUGUUGGCCUUUGGAUUGGGCUUCUCAGAGUUCUUGCUGGUCUCCAAAACCUCCAGCCUGACUCUGUCAAUAGCAGGGAUCUUUAAGGAGGUGUGCACUUUGCUCCUGGCUGCAGCUUUGAUGGGAGAUAAAAUGAGUUCUCUGAACUGGCUGGGAUUCACCGUGUGCCUCUCUGGCAUUUCAUUACACGUGGGAAUAAAAACAUAUUAUUCUAAAAACAAAGUCCCGUCCACCAGGCCGUUGAACAUCAGGAGCCCGGAGCUGGAGCUGCCGCUGCUGCAGCAGGGCAGGGAUGGAGUCGACGGUUUUGCUGCUGAUGAUGAAGAAGAUGAAGACGAGGACGUCACUCUGCACUAACAUUCCCAUGCGAAGAAAAACGGGUUUCAGGAAGUCCUGACGGCCAUCACAGCACAUUUGUUUUUCUAAAGAAGACCAAACUCUGUUAGUGCUAAAGCACUACAGAACUCUGACCAUGACGAUGUAGCCACAGAGCAUCAGAAGCUGUCGUAUCAGGGCCACUUUCUGUGAACUCCAGUAACCGGAACUUGAUUGUGGUUGCAGGACUGUUCCAAAUAGAUUGUGCAAAUGAAAUCUCUAACAAUUAUCAAAUGUACCACCACGUUCCACGUGGUUCACCUUCGUGUCUGAGAGGACAUUAUAGUUCACAUCAAAAAAGAUUGUCGACAAACAGGGUAGCAUGAGGUUGUAGGUCUGUUAUACCAAUAGAAACCUCUGUAAUUUUCUGAUUCAGCAAUGUUUUGUUUUGUUUUGCCUCAGUUGGCUCGGCAUCAUUCUGACUCAAAUCUCACUUUGUCUCAAAUAGCACAUUUGCAUUGACUUUAUGAAGUUUUUAAUGAAUGGAAAAUUUCCACUACAGUAGUGUGAAUGUACUGUGGACCAAGGGCUUAGGCAGUAGUCCAGGUUGGUGUUGGUUGGUUGCGUGUUUUUUUCCAAAAGAGGGCGUUGUAGGUCAAGAGGUUUUUGGUCCUUGACAUAGCCAGGUCCAGAGCUAAAAUGGUCAAAAAUGCUCCAAAAUCCUAGACAUUUCUGUUUUGAAGUUAUUGAUAUAAUGAAAAAGUCUUGUGAAAUACAACAGUUCAGUUUGCUUCUAUUUGGUUCCAUCAAAUUUUCUGACCAAUCUUGAAGAUGUUCAUUACAAGGUGCACCCCAUAGCUUCUGUUGUCCUUGAUAGAUCUACCUCUAAAGCAGAAACAUCUUCAGGGCCGAACAAAACUGCAUUAGGUUCCUGCAGUGAAAACACGCAACACUUUCUCCUACUUUUUGUUAGUUCCUGUCAUAGGCAUGCAGGUUUACUGAACGGGAACAACCAUGUUAGCUUUUCCCCUUCUCGCUCUCCAGGAAGUAUGGAUUUUGAAUGUGUCAGAAUUUAUAAUGUUUUGCCCAAGGCGACCUCGAGAAGUGUAGCUAAUCCAUGAAAAUGUCAGAGCUUGAUGUAUGGGGCUACAACCUAAAAUGACACCUUGUAUUUAAGGGGUGUUUCUUUCCUUUUUUACCACCCUGUCAUGUUGUGGGAAAAACGCGGUCCAUAGAUGUAAUGGAGUGUUUGCAGGUGUAUAAAAAUCUGUCAGGAAACUAUUUUUUCAAAUGUUUUUAUACUAAUGUUUGCAUGAUUAACAAUCAACUGCUACAAAAAAGCUCCAAUUUUUUUUUUUUUUAAUAUUACCUGGUCUAAAAAAUGACAUUUUAAACUAAAGUUUUAAUGACGUUAAUGACUCAUAAAUUUGACUGCCCAGAACCCACUGGGUCAUAUAUGUUGAUACAUUUGGUUGUUAAAUGCAGGCAAUUCUGAGAUGUAUGAAUUGUGUAUUUGGUAAUGUAUAAAGUUAGCAUGUUUCGCUAACUUAAAACAUGUAAUGGAACCAAUUACCAAAGCAAUGUAAGGACCUCUUGCUGUUAUAGUUGAUGGAAAUGUUAAGAGUUCAGAAGUGUGGUGGUUUGUGGUGAAGGAACAACUAAAAGAUUGUUGCCAAGGAACCCAGCUACAAAACACACAUUUCUGAGUCAAUGUAUCUUUAAACCACAAUACAUAUUUUCUCUUGUUACCUACAGUGUGGCUUACAUCAAGGUACAGAAAAUUCUAAAACAUUUCUGUACUAAUGUGAACAUUUUUCAUAUGAAUAUGAACAAGAGGCCUCUGUUGAAAAGCUCCACAGGUCAAUUUUUUGGUUGUUCAGAGGUGAAAGGAAGUUAACUUUUUGAGAGACAUCUGUACCUCAGUGUGCCUUUAAAUAACUUAAAGAGCUAUUUUCAGUACAUUCCAAUGUUUCAGUAGUAUUUCGUGUUUCAAGACGUUAAAUAAAGUGAUCGACUGUAUUUAUUUUCAAGAGACAAAUGACUUUUUGUAAAAUGCAGCGUUGUUGCAAUAAAAAGACGAGUUAAAAUGUG
This is a messenger RNA of Cynoglossus semilaevis (tongue sole), 4017 nucleotides long. It is a transcript of the gene slc35h1, whose product is annotated as solute carrier family 35 member H1. The record is from RefSeq and is a predicted model, not a curated record. Lineage: Eukaryota; Metazoa; Chordata; Actinopteri; Pleuronectiformes; Cynoglossidae. Bases 871 to 1968 code for a protein of 365 amino acids. The transcript has 11 exons.